UUGAGUAGUCAGUUGGGAGUCAGGGCUUCAUCAGUUCCUUGAUAACCACCAAACAGUAGCAAGUCUUGUCCCCUCUUCUUUCUGAGUCCCAAAAGUAGCUGACAAGUUUCUGGUAUUUAUCUGGUUUGACAUCCAGCAGGUUAUAUUCCACCCAGAAUUGUAAUCAAGUAUUGGGACUCCCUGACUAGGUCAGUUUGAGUCUUAAGCUAAGGGUAGUUGACUAUGGAGACGGGGUUUAUGGACUAGCUUGCUCUAGCUCCCAAGUCCACUCUGGGAAGUGUCCCCUUCAGAAACCAGUCCCAAGUGAAACUCAGGUGAGUAUAUAGGGACAAUGGAUUUUAGGGCAGUCAGCAUAGGUAAUGUUUUUUGAAUCCUGUUGUAUGUGAUCUCUGCAUCCUAGAGUCAGGGAUUUAGUGGGGAAAGGUAUGGCAAUGUUGAAAAAGUCUCAUUUGAAUGACUAGUGGUUUGGGAUCAGAUAUUUAAAGGAAAUGUUAAGCUGCUGUAACAAGACGUUUAUUUUUUUCAUUUUACAGAGCUCCCUGUUAGGGAGCUGAAAGAGGGAUUUGCUUGCACCCUCACAGUACUGUUUGUGAGUUCAAGCUGGCUGUUCCUAUUAUUUUUCCAGCAGAGAUGGGAAAAGGGAGAAAGGAUGUCUGCUCUUUUCAUGGGUGUCGCCUGACAAAACAACUGGUCAUUUUUCAAUCCCAAACUAGCUGCCAGAGAGGCAGGGAGUGGAGUCUGUACUGGGGUGGCCAUGUACCUUGGAGAGAAAAUUUGUUCCUUGUCCCAUUCAGGAAUGAGGUCCUGGUGACUGUUCCAAGUACUUGUCUGUCCUGUCUGAUGCUGAAUUACAUGUCAGCAGCUUCCUUUGCUGGGUGGCCACCCCUGGUUAGGUCCUCAGAGGGAGUCACCAUGGAAAUAGCGUGCUUGAAAAGGAAAGCCGCUGUUCAACUGGCUGAACUUGCUGCAUACCUUCCCCACCAUAGCUCAUUUCGUUGCAGUCACCGCGCGGGAGUAACCAAUCAAAACUAUUCCUAUCACUGGCCUCUCCCUUGUCCUCUUGGUCCUUACCUAAGGUUCUAGACUCAGCAGUGUACCCAUCACACAAUGACCGCAUCUCUGGGAAGUGACUCCCAUUUCUCCAAUCACCCGUCUCCUAAGUUUGGGUUUUUCUUUCCUGGACGUCAAAUUCAUUCUUCAAGGAGGGUGAGCUCAAGCACUAGUCCAGCUCUGAAAGGCCAAGUGACUUAAGGAGACGAGCUUAUGAAAGUGUAUGACAAAGAAGGAGUUUAGGAAGCCUGGCCACCAGCUCCAAGUCCUGCAGAGCCCGACUGCUCCGACUCCCCCGAGAAGCCCGUGAGCGCCCCCACCCGGACGCCGGGGGCAGGGCCGGAGCUGUGCUUCCUCUUCCCGCGGCCCCGGGCAGUUGUGCGGAGGGAAAAUAAUUUCCACAACCGGUACAGUUGCUCUCAGAGAAGACUCAAAAGGGGGCCGUUGGUAUAAGUAGAGUACCAACAAUAACCUUAGGAGGGAUCCCACACAAUCGGACACAACGCCCGGUUUUCACAGCACUAUUUUUUUUUAAGAGUCUCACUUUAUCAACCUCGGUAGAGUACGGUGGCGCCACAGCUCACAGCAACCUCCAGCUCCUGGGCUUCGGCGAUCCUCUUGCCUCAGCCUCCCGAGUAGCUGGGACGACAGGCGCAGCUACGACGCCCAGCUAUACAAGACGGGGUCUUGCACUUGCUCAGGCUGGUUGAGCUCAGGCUGCCUGAACCAGUGAGCUCAGGCAGUCCACCCGCCUGGGCCUUCCAGAGUGCUGGGAUUACUGCGUGAGCCACAGCGCCCGGCGCAACAGCACCAAAAUUAGCAUGGAAAAUCGUUAUCCGAGAACAAGGCCAGCCCCGAGCUCGCCCCUCCUCCGCAAGCGACGUAUCACUCCCGGCAGGCCACUCCCAGGGGCGUGUCUGCUGGGCCCCGAGCCGGGCCGGUGGGCCUGUUCCCUUCCGGUCCUUCCUUCCGGUCCGUCCCAUUUAGCCUUCCGACAAACAGCACUUCCUGCGAGCGAUUGGAAUCCUGAGCUGUGGUGAGGGUUGACACUCCGGACCGGGGACGCCGAGCGGCCGGGCGGCGCCUCCAGCUACGCCAUGGCUCGAAAUGCAGAAAAGGCCAUGACGGCCUUAGCAAGAUUUCGCCAAGCUCAGCUGGAAGAGGGAAAAGUGAAGGAACGAAGACCCUUCCUUGCCUCAGAAUGUACGGAGCUGCCUAAAGCUGAGAAGUGGAGACGACAGAUUAUUGGAGAGAUAUCUAAAAAAGUGGCUCAGAUUCAGAAUGCUGGUUUAGGUGAAUUCCGAAUCCGAGACCUGAAUGACGAGAUUAACAAGCUGUUAAGGGAGAAAGGACACUGGGAAGUCCGGAUAAAGGAGCUGGGCGGUCCUGACUAUGGAAAAGUUGGCCCUAAAAUGCUGGAUCAUGAAGGGAAAGAAGUCCCAGGAAACCGAGGUUACAAGUACUUUGGAGCAGCAAAAGAUUUGCCUGGUGUUAGAGAGUUAUUUGAAAAAGAACCUCUUCCUCCUCCCAGAAAAACACGUGCUGAGCUCAUGAAGGCGAUUGAUUUUGAGUACUACGGUUACCUAGAUGAAGAUGAUGGCGUUAUUGUGCCUUUGGAACAGGAAUAUGAAAAGAAACUUAGAGCCGAAUUAGUGGAAAAGUGGAAAGCAGAGAGAGAGGCUCGGCUGGCAAGAGGAGAAAAGGAAGAAGAGGAGGAUGAGGAGGAAGAAAUCAACAUCUAUGCUGUCACCGAGGAGGAGUCGGAUGAGGAAGGCAGCCAGGAGAAAGGCGGGGAUGACGGGCAACAGAAGUUCAUCGCCCACGUGCCUGUGCCAUCACAGCAAGAGAUUGAGGAGGCGCUUGUACGAAGGAAGAAAAUGGAACUCCUCCAGAAGUAUGCGAGUGAGACCCUGCAGGCCCAGAGUGAAGAAGCCAAAAGGCUCCUGGGAUAUUAGUGCAGAGCUGGGGCUCUCGCUGGAGUCCGGAAGAUCUGCUGGGCCCUUUCAUCCUCCUGUGUCCCUUCAGGACCACUGCCCUUGGCUGCCUGAGGUCUCUGCUCCUUUCUCAUCCUUUCUUACCUCAUGUGCUGAGAGUAGGGAUCUGGCCUCCCUGGUAGGCUGUCUAGGUGCUGAACAUUUCAGCCAUCAGUUUUGUACAAAUAUUUUGCUACUGUAUGAAUGCAUUUGUUUUUAUUUUGGAGUGUAUAAAACAGCAUUUGCUAA
Nycticebus coucang (slow loris) is the source of this 3272-nucleotide messenger RNA. RefSeq names its product ISY1 splicing factor homolog (gene ISY1). The coding region runs from base 2148 to 3005 and encodes 285 amino acids. Gene Ontology annotation, biological process: mRNA 3'-splice site recognition; generation of catalytic spliceosome for second transesterification step. The transcript is spliced from 11 exons. Lineage: Eukaryota; Metazoa; Chordata; Mammalia; Primates; Lorisidae. The record is from RefSeq and is a predicted model, not a curated record. Gene Ontology annotation, cellular component: post-spliceosomal complex; Prp19 complex; post-mRNA release spliceosomal complex.